AUGGCAGCCUUCCUUGCAGCACCACCGCGGACACCAAGCCCAAAGGUCCGCAUACGUUCACAGUCAUUCUCUUUCGACUCACCUUCAUCGAUCAGUAGACUUAACGCCUCAACUCCCAUCGAGGAAUCACCUUUCUCAAAAUCCACCGGCAGUAUCAAUACCGCAAAGACAGUACCUCAGCACCAUGUCCUCCUGCCGCUCAGAACCAAGAUGAGCGAUGAGAGCAUGUCGGAUACAAGUAGUGCUAUGUCAAUCUCUACAGCAAGCUCACCCACGAAGUCUGAACAUAGUGUGGAGUUACACUCACGUGCGCCUCGACCCUCAGACGCCCUGUCUUCCCACCCGCCUACCAAGCGCGCCCGCCUCUCUCCACCACACCUCAGCCUUCCGCCUCUCUCGUCGGACAUAACUGAUAUUAGCCCUACCUCGCCAUUUGCCUUCCAAGACCCCGCCUUCCCUAUGACGUCCCCGUGGCUUGUAAGGGUUGUACUGGAUUUGUACGAUGUUCAUAGAUUGAGCUGGAUGGACAUCGGCGAUGUUGUGGGGAGAAUAUAUGGAGUACAGACAGGUAGUGCUGAAGUGCUUAAUAUCUUGAGCGGGAAUGGGAGGGUGAGGAGGGUGUGGUGGGACUAA
Molecule: messenger RNA, 633 nt
Organism: Macroventuria anomochaeta
Lineage: Eukaryota; Fungi; Ascomycota; Dothideomycetes; Pleosporales; Didymellaceae
Exons: 2
Coding region: 1-633 (210 amino acids)
Source: RefSeq, a predicted model, not a curated record